AUGUCCUCUUCGCCUACUCUGGCUCAGACGACGCCAAUCGACAUUCCUCAGAAACUCACCGGCCGAAAACGACUCCUCAACAAACUUCAACGGAUCUCGUCGUCACCGUCCCUUGCCAAGUUGGGCCGCUCCUCCACCACCAGCUAUCGUCCCGGUGGUCGAGGCUCCAUGUCAUGCGUAUCGCUCUCAUCUGCGGGCUCUCCCUAUGAAUAUAGUUAUGGAAGUCCGACCUCGCCGAUAAGCGCAGGGUAUUCGACAGCACCAACAUCGGCCGAUAGCUCACCGGGAGGUGAUGACUACCUCAAUUGCAAGAAUCGACUCGUCUCCGGCGCACUGGAUGGCCCCGCAUCUGUUGCUGUCCCAGUUGAACUUCGCGUACCCGCCUCUGGACGCAUAUCUCCCAUUGCAACGGAACAGAUCCCGGAAACGGAUGAAGACAACAUCAGUGUGCCGCUCGACCAACCCAUCGCUGACGUCAAACCGAUCCCGGAGUCCUGGAGAAGACCAAACUUCAACUUCUGGUUAGAUCUGCCCCCUGAGCUACGAACCCACAUCCUCUCCUUCCUCGAGCCCAAGGAGCUGGUUCGAGUGUCAUCGGUCUCGCCACUCUUCCAAGAGUUAUGCCUAGAUGGUCAGCUAUGGGGUUCUUUGGACUGUUCGUCCUAUUACCGCGACAUCCCUGCGUCCGCCCUCUGUAAAAUCAUCGGAACGGCUGGUCCUUUCGUGCGUAACUUGAACCUUCGUGGAUGCGUCCAACUCCGCGAUGCGUGGAUUCUGGAAGAUCUCCCUUCGAAAUGCUGCAAUCUGGAGCAAUUCUCACUGGAAGGAUGUCGGAUCGAUCGAAGCAGUAUCCACAACUUUCUGUUAUCGAACUCGCGACUGGUAACCCUCAAUCUGUCGGGGCUGGCAGGGGCGACAAAUUUCGCCAUGAAGAUCGUUGCCGCCCAUUGCCCGAAGUUAGAGGCGUUGAAUGUGAGCUGGUGCAACAACAUCGACACUAGAGGACUGAGGCGGGUGGUACAGGCGUGUAGUCAACUCAAGGACCUUCGUGCCGGUGAAGUGCGUGGAUUUGACGAUGUCGAAUUCAUGGACGACCUAUUCCGCCGCAACACGCUCGAGCGUCUCGUGCUCAUGAACUGCGACAGCCUGACAGACGACGCUUUGAAGGCCCUCAUGGAAGGAAUUGAACCCGAAAUCGACUGCCUAACCGGUCGAGCCAUUGUCCCUCCGCGCAACUUGAAGCAUUUGGACCUGACCAGAUGUAGAGGCAUCACCAAUGACGGCAUCAGUUCCCUCGCUCACCAUGUCCCGUACUUGGAAGGUCUCCAGUUGAGCCGCAACGCAACCUUGACCGACGCUGCUAUCAAGGAUCUGCUGCUCUCCAUCCAGUCCCUCACCCAUCUCGACCUCGAGGAGCUCGAUCAGCUCACCAACGACACCCUCAAGACCAUGUCCCGCAGCCCGUUCGCCCGCCACCUCACCCACCUCAGCAUCAGCUACUGCGAACACCUCGGCGACGCCGGCAUGCUCUCGCUCCUCAAAGUCGCCACCAACCUCGAGAGCCUCGACGUCGACAACACCCGCGUGAGCGACCUCGUACUGAUCGAAGCCGCCUCGCUCAUCCGCGACCGCAACCGCGACCGCCUGUCCCGCGCGCAGACCGUCGCGCCCAAGGUGGGGCUCCGCAUCGUCGCAUUCGACUGCGCCAACGUGACCUGGACGGGCGUCCGCGAGGUCCUCAACCGCAAUGCCGAAGCCCUCCAAAUGGGCCUCACGGCCGCCACGACCCUCUCAAACUGCACCUACAGCACUCCCUCACUUACAUCCCCCGAAUCGCCAUCCGCACCCAACCCCGACAUCCUCUCCCUCAAAGUCUUCUAUACCUACCAACCCACCGUGACCGAGCACACCCGGCGCAUCCUCGCCUCCAACCUCGACGGCGCGCGCCGCCUGGAGCGCAAGUGGGCGGACUGGAUGAUGAUGAACGAAGAGGCGGGGACGGGGGGCGGGCGACGGCGGCGGCGGCGCGCACGGGAGGCGAUGCGGGGGUGGGAGGAGGAGGAGGGGGGUAUGGGCGCGGGGUUGGAUGGGGAGGGAGGGGUGGUGGGGAAUGGGGUGGGGAGGAGAAGGAGGGCGAGGAGUGGGCCGGGGUGUGUGGUGAUGUGA
Messenger RNA from Eremomyces bilateralis CBS 781.70, 2166 nucleotides. Its product is annotated as RNI-like protein. The record is from RefSeq and is a predicted model, not a curated record. NCBI's taxonomy places the organism in Eukaryota, Fungi, Ascomycota, Dothideomycetes, Eremomycetales, Eremomycetaceae. Bases 1 to 2166 code for a protein of 721 amino acids. Gene Ontology annotation, molecular function: protein binding. The transcript has 2 exons. Gene Ontology annotation, biological process: SCF-dependent proteasomal ubiquitin-dependent protein catabolic process. Gene Ontology annotation, cellular component: SCF ubiquitin ligase complex.